Messenger RNA from Physeter macrocephalus (sperm whale), 2388 nucleotides. It is a transcript of the gene MAB21L3, whose product is annotated as mab-21 like 3. Bases 831 to 1919 code for a protein of 362 amino acids. The record is from RefSeq and is a predicted model, not a curated record. NCBI's taxonomy places the organism in Eukaryota, Metazoa, Chordata, Mammalia, Artiodactyla, Physeteridae. The transcript is spliced from 7 exons.
CCACCACAGGCACAAAAGGAUGAAAGUUUGUGCAUCUGAUGAUGGGUGACUGGGGUAACCUUAGAAUCAUAGGAAAGGCCCCACCAGAGGAAAGGGACUCCUGCAUUAACGAUUACAGUGAAGCAGAAGUAAGGACAACAGCAAGAACACCUGGGAAAAACAGGAGGACUUUGGUGAAGUUGAAAAUGAGGUGGAAAGAGAACUCUGAAAUGCAAGAAGCACAGAGGGAAGAGACUCUUGGUCUGUGGAAAACCUGAUAGUUUGGAACGACUGACCAGCGGUAAGAGAAAGCAAAAGAAGAAGAUUCUGAAAUAUUCGGGAACAUUUGCUGUCAAAAGAAGGAGAUUUAAAAUUACAAAUGGAAGAAAAUGAAAAGUUGAGGCGGUAUUGAGGAGGGGUGGCUUUACCAUAUUCAUAUCAGACUGCAGGUUCCCAGAGGGGAGCUGUAGAAGCUGGACGGAACACUGGGAUUAGUGAGGUGGGUGGAGCACGGAGCAGCCAGAGCUCUGAUGUGGAUGUGGCUUUCAGAUGGUGCCAAGUUCGGGAAGACAUGCGAAUGCUGUGGUUACAGAACACAGAGCAGCCCGGGCGCCCAACAUGGCUGCUGAGCACCCAGAGGAUGCACUCAGAGAUGAAAGAUGGAUGCUCACAAUUUGGAAAUGAGAGCUUGAAUGAAGAAUUGAGAAGGCAAGUCUGUGGUCCACAUACACAUUCCCAGAGAAAGUCAGCACCCAGAGACUAAUAUCACUGAGAAAUCUGGGCACAAGUGCUCUCUCUGCUGAGAGACAAACCAAGACGUUGCUGUUCUGCUCAGCAUAGACCAAGAAGACAUGAAAUCCCUAAUGGAAGGAAACUUAGAAGAUGGCCUGCUGAAUAAGGUGGACUUGAGGCGCCAGUGGAUUUCCCAGAUGGUGGAAGAGGUGCAGAAAAUUGUCCAUCAUCUGACCACAGAAAUCAGCUACCAAGACAUUCGAUUUCAAGCCGUCCUUUACUCUGACACGUACAAUGAGAACAUUAAGGUUUUGGCCCCCACCCAGCUCCUCAUCACAGUCCCGAUGAGAGGCCUGGCCGGGUACAGGGAGGCCCGGCAGCAGCGCUGGCGCUACUACACCCUGCAGGGCGCCCGGCUGUCCUGCCCCCUGCGGGACCCAGAGGGCCUGCAUCAGUGGCUGGAGGUGAAGCAGUUUCUGAAGAGCCUGUGGCAGUGGCACGAGGCAGAUGUGAACACUGACGGGGACAUUGUGCCCGCCAAGGUCCUCCAGGUGUUCCGGAAACUGGUCGAAAAUGCAAUUGAAACCUGUCACCUGUCAGGUAAGGUCAGCAUGCUAAUGGACCGCCCUGCAGUUCGAGUUGCCGUGGAAACCUCCAUAGGUCGGGUGGAACUAGAGCUGACCCCCUCAGUGGAGAUCCCCACCGCCUGGUCCAAGAAAGCCCGGUGGCCUUCGUGUCUGAAGCGCUGGCCUUCUGCGGAGAGAGUGCAGUGCAUCAAGUCAUUUGGGUUUAGCUUGUUGGCCUGUUCAAACUAUCACUGGCAGCUGAGCUUCUCGCGGGCUGAACAGGUGCUGCUGGAGCAGCUGGAUGAGGACGGGGGCUGCCGCAGGAAGUGUCUUCAGGCCGUGAGGCAGAUGAAGGAGGACGUCUGGUGUCCAGGGAAAAGCCCUGUGAUCACGUCCUACCACCUUCAGACACUGCUCUUCUGGACUUGUGAGAAGUAUCCCCACCCAAAGGACUGGCAGGUCUUCAGCAGAGCGUUCCUGCGGCUGGUGAGGAAGCUGCACAAGUGCGUGAGCCAGCACUUUCUGAGACACUACUUCGUGCGGAAGAGCAACCUCCUGCAGUAUGCCAAUUCAGGCGAGCUGGGGGCCCUGGCCCAGAAGCUGGCCUUCUUCCUGAAGAACCCCCAGAUCAGCCUGCCCUGAUGCUGCCCUGCGUGGGACGCUCUUGGACAUUUCAUUCAAGCUUGACCUCACUCUCUGUGGAUCGUUCCUCAGUCAGAGGCCAGGAUCCUGCCCAGGAGAGAAGCAACAAAUGGCAGAGGAAAAUUCCAUCAACCCAGCAGCACUUCAGGGGGGAAAACUGUGCCCCAAGAUGUCUGGUCCAGGCCUCCCUGCAGCCAAGCUAGCAUUUCUGCCCCCACUAGCUACCUCUUUGGGAGACAGCUCUCAUCAAGCUUCCCCGAGCCAUAGUUUCCGAACUGAUGACAGUUCUGAAUUUAUUUUCCCUUGCUCAGGCUCUGGUUGUCUGUCAGGGAGGAUGUAGGGAGAACCUCCGGAAGGCCAGGCAUCAGCCUGCUGCCCACGAGUGUUUCUCCAGCCCACUGACCACGGGCUCAUUAUUUUUCCAUUUGUAAAAUGGGACUGUUCAUAUGCCUCCCUCAGAGCAGGGCUG